Messenger RNA from Nicotiana attenuata, 785 nucleotides. RefSeq names its product 30S ribosomal protein S20, chloroplastic-like. The coding region runs from base 71 to 640 and encodes 189 amino acids. Gene Ontology annotation, cellular component: ribosome; small ribosomal subunit. The record is from RefSeq and is a predicted model, not a curated record. The transcript is spliced from 3 exons. NCBI's taxonomy places the organism in Eukaryota, Viridiplantae, Streptophyta, Magnoliopsida, Solanales, Solanaceae. Gene Ontology annotation, molecular function: small ribosomal subunit rRNA binding; structural constituent of ribosome. Gene Ontology annotation, biological process: translation.
AUAAGAUGGGAUACCAAAAUUCUCCAGCUUCUGCUGAAGUGAGAGAGAGAAGUAGUACAGAGAAAGAGCCAUGGCAGGAGCUUGCUUAUCUUCUUCUUCUUCUUGUUGUUGGAACUUGACUUCUAAAUUCAAUACCCUUUCUCUCAAUGGACCUCACCCCAACGCUGCAGCAUUGAAGCCCCUCAGCUUCUCUGCCAACACUUCCCUCAAUCUCUUCUCCAAAGGGAGUGUAUCGCUGACUUCGGUGCAAAUGCCGUUUCGUCAUUCAAUCGUUUGCGAAGCGGCUCCAACGAAGAAAGCGGAUUCAGCAGCGAAAAGGGCAAGACAAGCUGAAAAGAGGCGGCUUUACAACAAGGCUAAAAAAUCUGAGGUCAAGACUCGGAUGAAGACGGUUUUGGAAGCAUUGGACACAUUGAAGAAGAAGACCGAUGCACAGUCAGAGGAAGUUAUUUCUGUUGAGAAGUUGAUCGCGGAGGCAUAUUCAGCAAUCGAUAAAGCAGUCAAAGCUGGGUCACUUCACAGGAACACUGGAGCAAGAAGAAAAUCUCGGCUUGCUAGAAGAAAGAAAGCAGUUGAGAUCCAUCAUGGAUGGUAUGUGCCUGCUCCAGUCGCAGAACCCGCUCUUGUAGCCACAGCUUGAUGUCAUCCACAUUUUCCAUUUUGAAUGUAAAGCAGUGGCAGAUUGUGAAGAAUUCAGCUUCCUAAAGUAUGAUCAGAUUAUUCCAUUUUUGAUAUUGUAUAUGACCUUGUUGUGCAAUCAAUUUCUCCUUUUCUUUUGCUCUUCA